Molecule: messenger RNA, 2388 nt
Organism: Pipistrellus nathusii (Nathusius's pipistrelle)
Lineage: Eukaryota; Metazoa; Chordata; Mammalia; Chiroptera; Vespertilionidae
Source: the annotation of a GenBank genome assembly
AUGGAGACCGCGCUAGCAAAAACGCCACAGAAAAGGCAAGUUGUCUUUCUUGUUAUAUUGUUGUUUUUGUGGGAGGCUGGCUCGGAAGCAAUUAGGUACUCGGUGCCAGAAGAGAUGGAAAGUGGCUCCUUUGUGGCCAACCUGGCUAAGGACCUGGGGCUCAGGGUGGGGGAACUGGCCACGCGGGGCGCGCGAAUCCAUUACAAAGGAAACAGACAGCCCUUGCAGCUCGAUAUAAAGACAGGGGAUUUGCUUCUAUAUGAAAAACUAGACCGGGAGGUGCUGUGCGGGACUAUAGAUCCCUGUAUUCUGCAAUUCCAACUGUUACUGGAAAAGCCGGUGCAGUUUUUUCAAGCUGAUCUGCAGCUCACGGAUAUAAAUGACCAUUCCCCAGAGUUCCCAGACAGGGAAAUGCUCCUAAAAAUCCCAGAGAGCGUCCAGCCAGGGACUGUGUUUCCUUUGAAAACGGCUCAGGACUUUGACAUAGGUAGCAACACUGUUCAGAACUACUCAAUCAGCCCCAACCCCCAUUUUCAUAUUGUCACUCAUAAUUUCGGAGAUGGUAGAAAAUACCCCGAGCUGGUGCUAGACAAAGCGCUGGAUCGGGAGGAGCAGCCUGAGCUCAGUUUAACACUCACAGCGCUAGAUGGUGGGGCUCCGCCCAGAUCAGGGACCACUGCCCUCCACAUCAAAGUCCUGGACAUCAAUGACAACCCCCCUGAAUUUCUACAGCCUCUUUAUGAGGCACAGGUCCCAGAAAACAGCGCCCUAAACUCCUUAAUUGUCACUGUCGCCGCUAAAGAUUCAGAUGCCGGAACGUAUGGGAAAGUAGUUUACACUCUGUUCCAAGGCGAUGAAGUUACUCAGCCAUUUGUAAUAGAUGAAACAACAGGAGAAAUUCGUCUGAAAAGGACAUUGGAUUUCGAGGCAAUUCAAUAUUAUAACAUGCAAAUUGCAGCCACAGACGGUGGAGGUCUUUCAGGGAAAUGCUCUGUAGCUAUCCAGGUGCUGGAUGUGAAUGACAACCCUCCUGAGCUAACCCUGUCCAAAGUGGCCAGCUCGAUCCCAGAAAACUCCCCAGAGACUGUAGUUGCGGUUUUCAGUGUUUCUGAUCCAGAUUCCGGGGACAAUGGCAGGAUGGUUUGCUCCAUCCAGGACGAUAUUCCGUUUCUCUUGAAACCCACAUUCAAGAACUUUUACACCCUAGUGACAGAGAGGCCACUGGACAGGGAGAGCAGAGCUCAGUAUAACGUCACCAUCACCGUCACCGACAUGGGCACCCCCAGGCUGAAAACCCAGCACAAUAUCACCCUGCUGGUCUCUGACGUCAACGACAACGCCCCCGCCUUCACCCAGCCCUCCUACAGCCUGUCCCUCCGCGAGAACAACAGCCCCGCCCUGCACUUCGGCAGCGUCAGCGCCACAGACAGGGACGCGGGAGCCAACGCCCAGCUCACCUACUCGCUGCUGCCGCCCCGGGACCCGCGCCUGCCCCUGGCCUCGCUGGUGGCCAUCAACGCGGACACCGGCCAGCUGUUCGCGCUGCGGGCGCUGGACUUCGAGGCGCUGCGUGCGUUCGAGUUCGGCGUGGGCGCCACGGACCGCGGGGCGCCCGCGCUGAGCAGCCAGGCGCUGGUGCGCGUGCAGGUGCUGGACGCCAACGACAACGCGCCCUCCGUGCUGUACCCGCCGCACAACGGCUCCGCGCCCUGCACCGAGCUGGUGCCCAGGGCGGCCGAGCCGGGCUACCUGGUGAGCAAGGUGGUGGCGGUGGACGCCGACUCGGGCCAGAACGCCUGGCUGUCGUUCCAGCUGCUCAGGGCCACGGAGCCCGGGCUGUUCGGCGUGUGGGCGCACAAUGGCGAGGUGCGCACGGCGCGGCCGCUGGGCGAGCGCGACGCGGCCAGGCACAGGCUGGUGGUGCUGGUCAGGGACCAUGGCGAGCCCGCGCUGUCCGCCAGCGUCACGCUGCACGUGCUGCUGGUGGACGGCUUCUCGCAGCCCUACCUGCCGCUGCCCGAGGCGGCGGCCGAGCAGGCGCGGGCGGAUCCGCUGACCGUGUACCUGGUGGUGGCGCUGGCGGCGGUGUCGUCGCUGUUCCUGUUCUCGGUGCUGGCGUUGGUGGCGGUGCGGCUGUGCAGGCGGAGCAGGGCGGCCUGGGCGGGUGGCUGCUCGGUGCCUGAGGGCCACCUUCCUGGCCACCUGGUGGACGUGAGCGGUACUGGGACCCUGUCCCAGAGCUACCAGUAUGAGGUGUGUCUGAUGGGAGGCUCAGGGGCCAGCGAGUUCAAGUUCCUCAAACCCAUUCUUCCCAACUUCCUUGCGCCUGGUGAGGAAAGGGCUAAUGAGGCACACCCCAGUUUCAGGAACAGCUCUGAAUUCAGUUAA